AUGGCGGCGGUAAGCCCUGAGGACGACGAGGGCGAGGGUCAAUUAGGCGACCCAGAUAGCAAGUUUACGCUCAGCGAGCUUGAGGACACAAUUGUGGUCGGUGGCCAUGGUAUGAGGGGAGGCCAGAAACCGGCUGACAGAAGCAACACAUUCGAGGCAAACGAAGACGAAGUGAUGGAAGGCGCGUCAACGAAUCAAAGCAAGCUCGACGGCGCUGAUGCCGCCGGUCAAAAUUCGCCUACUUCGGCCACCAGCUUAAACAAGUUAAAGCCCACUCGCCAGAGUCUGGGUGUUCCCGGGGCCAAGGGUGUUCUUCUUGGAACAUGGAGAGACUCUAAUGUUCCUGACGACGACAAGAAGCACGCCGUUAUUGGCUUCAUCGACGUUAGGGAUCGUCUCUGA
Messenger RNA from Metarhizium acridum CQMa 102, 402 nucleotides. Lineage: Eukaryota; Fungi; Ascomycota; Sordariomycetes; Hypocreales; Clavicipitaceae. The record is from RefSeq and is a predicted model, not a curated record.